AUGUGCAUUUCUUGUGAAUCGUGUGAUAAUUCUGGAUUUAGGUUAGAAUAAUACUAUAUACCAAUAAAUAUGGGAAAGAAAACAAAAGUAGGAAAGCAACGUAAAGAUAAAUAUUAUCAACUAGCUAAAGAGACUGGCUAUCGUUCAAGAGCAGCCUUUAAAUUAAUCCAACUUAACAGAAAGUUCGGGUUUUUGCAAAGGUCACGAGUAUGUAUCGAUCUUUGUGCAGCUCCGGGCGGGUGGAUGCAGGUGGCGCAUCAGAAUAUGCCUGUCUCCAGUAUUGUGAUUGGUGUUGAUUUGUUCCCAAUAAAGCCAGUCCCUGGUUGUAUAGGCCUUACUGAAGAUAUUACUACUGAUAAGUGUAAAACAGCUAUUAAAAAAGAGAUCAAAACAUGGAAAGCAGAUGUCGUACUCCAUGAUGGUGCCCCUAACGUUGGUCUUAACUGGCUUCAUGAUGCAUACCAACAAGCAUGUCUUACAUUGAGCGCUUUGAAGCUCUCCACGUUUUUCUUGAGAGAGGGUGGCUGGUUUGUUACAAAAGUUUUUCGAUCUAAAGAUUACCAUGCUUUGUUGUGGGUAUUGAAGCAAUUUUUCAAAAAAGUACAUGCUACCAAACCACAAGCUUCCCGAAAUGAGUCUUCUGAAAUUUUCGUGGUUUGUCAGGGUUAUGUAGCACCUGAUUCAAUUGAUCCUAAGCUUCUAGACCCUAAAUAUGUCUUUGAAGAUUUAGAAAUAGCUAAAAAAUCAAACGCCAAUAUAUUGCAUCCUGAGAAACAGAAAAAAGCGAAAGCUGAAGGAUAUAAAGAAAAUGAUUACACUACUCAUCAUAAAGUUUUGUUUUCACAAUUCUUGACUGCAGAUGAUCCUAUUGAUUUACUGCAAGGUUGCUCUGAGAUAGUCCUUGAUGAUAAAUCUGUAGAAAACCACCCGAAAACUACUGAGGAAAUCAAAAUAUGUUGCAAAGAUAUAAAAGUAUUAGGAAGAAAAGACUUGAAGGCAUUGUUAGGCUGGCUGAAGCAGAUGAAAGAGUGGAAACUUCCAAAGGAUGAAAAGAAAGAUAAAGAAGAAAGUGUUUCUCAACAAAGUCAGAGCUCUGAGGAGAAAAAAGAAGAUGAGGCAGAUGAUGUUGAUGAGAAAAUUGCUGAGCUUCAGGAUGAAGAACGGCGCCUUUCUAAACGCAAAAGAAAACAGUUGAAUAAACAGAGACAAAAAUUAGCUGAGAAAAUGAAUCUUAAAAUGGUUUUAAAAGGUGAUGGUGGUCCUAUUCUGGAGAGUAAUGAUAUGUUUCAAUUAUCUUCUAUUAAAAAUGCAGAGGAAUUAUCUCGUUUAAUUGAUCAACCACCUGACAUGGUGGUUGAUGCAAGUGAUGAGUCAGAUGACGAAUUGAAAAUAAAACCAAAAUAUGCUAAGUAUGAUGUUGAAUCAUCAAAAUUGGAUUCAUCAGGUCUUUAUUACAAGGACUCUGAUAGUGAGCUGGAAAUGGAGUCAGAUUCAGAUGGAGAAAAGGAGAAAGAUACCUUGGCAUUUUCAGAUACAGAAAAUGAGAAUAAAAAAAUAGAUAAAAUUACUAAGAUGAAUACAAUAAGGAACAGUAAGAUUAAUAAAGUACCAUCAAUUCCUAAAAACAAUCCACUGUUAACGGACCUGGAUGAUACCGAUCCAGUGUCUAGGCGGUCAUUGAAAGCAGAUCUCUGGUUCCAGAAAGAUUGUUUCAAGGAUAUUGAUGAAGAAGAUGAUGAGGGGGUUGAUUUGGAUAAAAUUGUAACAAGUUACAAAGAAAAGGGAAAAAAGGUAAGUGAAGAAAUUGGUGAAUUAAAACAGAAAGAAAAUGUCAGCAUUAAAAGAAAAUUAAAUGAUGUAGAGAGUUCAGAUGACGACUCCUCGGAUAGUGACUAUGAUGUUGAAAACACAAUUGCACAAAAAUCGCAGAAAGUUGGUGCGAAAACUGAAAAGGAGGAGUUUGAAGUUGUGUCUCAAGACCCAGAUUUGAAAAAAUUAAAGAAGUCACUAAAAAUGGAUGCCGAAACCUUAGCUCUUGGAACAAUGAUAGCCACAUCGAAAAAGUUCAAGAGGGAUCUGAUUGAUGACGCUUGGAAUCGGUACGCGUUCAACGAUAAUAAUCUACCUGAUUGGUUCGUGGAAGACGAGAAGAAACACAUGAAGAGACCUAUUGCUAUACCACAAAAAUAUACAGAAGAAUACGAAAAGAGACUACAAGAUAUUAAUGUAAGACCAAUCAAGAAAGUAAUCGAAGCUAAAGCUAGAAAGAAGAAGCGUAUGAUCAAGAGGAUGGAACGAGCUAAGAAGAAGGUAGAAGCAGUCAUGGAAAAUGCGGACAUGUCGGAGCGUGAGAAGGCGCAGCAAGUAAGCAAGUUGUACAAAAAGGCACAAAGUGACGGCAAGAAGAAGGUUACUUAUGUAGUGGCUAAAAAGCAUACCACGGCAAAGCGUAUGAAGAGGCCAACUGGCGUUAAAGGACAGUACAAAGUUGUUGAUCCUCGAAUGAAGAAGGAUUUACGCGCGCAGAAAGCGAAAGAAAAAACAAAAGGCCGUGGCAAGAAAACCAAGUUUAAUAAAAACAAACCUGGGAAAACGGCGAAAUUAAGUAAAAAGAAAGGUUCUAAAGCUAAAUAGUUUCGUUGCUAAACUAAAUCAUUAUUUUGUACAUAAUUCCGUAUAUAAUUGUUUUUAUACAUUUUGAAUACAUUGGUGUAUUAAAUAUGUUUACACUUGUUUUUUUUAAUAAAUCUAUAAACACUC
Messenger RNA from Diatraea saccharalis (sugarcane borer), 2760 nucleotides. The record is from the annotation of a GenBank genome assembly. Lineage: Eukaryota; Metazoa; Arthropoda; Insecta; Lepidoptera; Crambidae.